AUGUUGAAGCUGACUAACUUAACGUUGAACAAUCCGACUGCCCUUAUGUCACCUAAGCAGGAGCCUUUAAGCUCUCAGAUGCCAAGUUCCCAGAUUCCUCACCAUGGGGCUUUUUAUUGUGCUCUUGGCAGUUCUAUGCCAAAUCCUUCAAGAAGUACAGUGAGAGUAUUUGGUCAUGAGCCUGUGCUGAAUUCUGAUUUCUUGACAGGAAAGCCCUAUGCAGAUAAAGCUGUACUUGGUUCUGGACAAUGUUCUAGUCCAGGCCAUGGUCAGAAUUCUGGGCAUAAUUCAGUUGGAGGAGAUAUGUCAAGACAGCUUUUUUGGAAGCACAGCAAGUGUAGUCCGGAGUGUUCACCAAUACCUAGCCCCAGAAUGAUAAGCCCUGGGCCCUGCUCCAGAAUACACAGUGCUGCAGUAAGCCUACUGAAUGGAGGAGCAGCCACAGAAUCACCUACAAACUUGCCUGAUGAAGGAAAGAAACAAAGCUACCAGCUGCCCCUUCCUCCUCUAGUGAUUUCUAAUCCUUAUCGUUUUUCUCCGUCAUAUUCAAUGGGAACAACACCUACAGUCCUGCGAAGUCCUGGAAGGACAGAUCCACCAAGUCCUGGUUCCUGCUGGAAGAAGGGAAGGCUUCUUGGCAGAGGCACCUUUGGGCAGGUGUAUAUUGGUUUUAACAGUGAAAAUGGCGAGAUGUGCGCAAUGAAGGAGGUAACAUUAUUUUCAGAUGAUUCAAAGUCUAAGGAAAGUGCACAACAGCUAGUGCAAGAAAUUUCACUGUUAAGUCGGUUACGACAUCCAAACAUAGUUCGAUAUUAUGGAUCUGAUACCGUAGACGACAAACUAUACAUAUUCCUUGAGUACGUGUCUGGUGGUUCCAUCUACAAAAUUCUUCAAGACUAUGGCCAGUUGGGUGAAUUAGCAAUUCGAAGUUACACUCAACAAAUAUUGUCAGGGCUUGCAUAUUUGCAUGCUAAAAAUACGGUCCAUAGGGACAUCAAAGGAGCAAAUAUUCUGGUCGAUCCUAAUGGCCGUGUGAAAUUGGCAGAUUUUGGGAUGGCAAAGCACAUAACUGGGCAGUCUUGUCCGUUGUCAUUCAAGGGCAGUCCUUACUGGAUGGCACCUGAGGUCAGCGAAAUCACAAAGUCAUACUCUUGA
Molecule: messenger RNA, 1155 nt
Organism: Ilex paraguariensis (yerba mate)
Lineage: Eukaryota; Viridiplantae; Streptophyta; Magnoliopsida; Aquifoliales; Aquifoliaceae
Source: the annotation of a GenBank genome assembly